AUGGUUGCUGAACAGAGAAUUCGAACGAAUUUGCCGGAGCAGCUGCGCUGGUUGGGCAGUUGCCAGACUUGGGCGGAGGCGUUCGGAAAAGGGCUGGAUCUGGAGGCACUGAAUCGGAGGUCGAGGUCGAGCUCCGUGGAGGAGUUGAACGAGCUCAGUCUUGAUAAAGACUGGCGUCCUUUGUGGCGACGCGCUGCGGCUGGUCAGCUCAAUGGUGGAGAGCUGGUGGAACCACGGCCUCCAAAAGUCCGAACCACCGCAGCUUCCGUCACAGAGCAGCGCCCCGUGUGGAACGGAGCAGCGCAGCCCACGCCUCCCGCGCAGCCAACACCGCCUGUUCCGCCGGUUCCGGUGCCGAGCGCCCGCGGAGCAGAGGCACUCAAUGCAGGUGCUUGGCGUGCGCCGCCAUCAGCAUCCUUGGCACCAGGCCUUGCAGUGCGGCUAGGGCCGCAGGCGCUGCAGGGUGGGCCCAAGGGUUGGGCUGGAGGCUUCCCCUGGGAUGCAGAAGUGGAACGUGCUCGAGCUGAGCGCUUUGGCGUCCCAAGCUUUCGUCCGCAGCAGAGGGAGGCGAUCAAUGCUUGCCUGGAUGGUAGGGAUGUCUUUGUGCGGAUGCCGACUGGAGGAGGCAAGUCCUUAGUCUACCAGAUUCCAGCCUUGAUCUGUCCCCUUGUGGUGGUGAUCAGCCCGUUGGUGUCUUUGAUCCAAGACCAAGUGCAGGAGUUGAUUCAGCUCGGAAUCGGCGCCUCUGCCGUCCGCUCCCGCGACGAGUCCGGGGACACGGUCCAAACGGUGACCAAGAAAAUGCUCUCUGGCGAACUCCAGAUCGUCUACGUGACCCCUGAGAUGAUACACCAAAGCAGCAUCUUGCAGAAGACCUUGAGGAGUUUGUAUGAGGAGGAGCGCCUCAAGAGGUUUGUGAUCGAUGAGGCGCAUUGCUUGAACCUGUGGGGCAACGAGUUCCGGGAGAGCUACUUGCAGCUGAAGAAUCUGAGGACCUCAUUCCCAAAUGUGCCCAUCUUGGCUUGCAGCGCCACUGCGACUGAGGAGAUCAUCCAGAGCGUCUUGAAGCAGCUGAAGAUGGCAGAGGACUCCAUGGUCUUCCUGUCGCCAGUGGAUCGGCCCAAUCUGGAAUUCAAGGUGCUGCCUAAGAGCAAGAAGACUGUCAUCCGCGACAUCGCUGAGAUCAUUCGCCAGUUUCCAGGCAGGUCUGGCAUCAUCUACUGCUUGAGCAGGCAGAAUUGCGAAGAUGUGCAGCAAGAACUGGCCCAGCUGCAGAUCCGUGCUGAGGUCUACCACGCGCACGUGCCGCCACACGAACGUGCCGCAGUGCAACAGCGCUGGAAGUCUGGGGAGACGCCCAUCAUCGUGGCGACCAUCGCCUUCGGCAUGGGCGUCAACAAGCGUGAUGUGCGCUUCGUCAUUCAUCAUUCCUUUCCCAAGUCCUUGGAAGGAUACUACCAGGAAGCAGGGCGAGCGGGGCGGGAUGGCUGUCCAUCGGACUGGGGGACUGGGGCGUUAGCUAUAGUUGAUGGUUUCAUGUAUUUGCUUUCCCUGCAUCUCUUCAGGGUGCUAAGUCUGUUGCCGAAGGCAUUUUUACAGGCAAGUCAUUUGCACCCUUUGUGCUUUCUUGCUUGUGUAUGCCGGUCUCCGUGA
Molecule: messenger RNA, 1653 nt
Organism: Durusdinium trenchii
Lineage: Eukaryota; Dinophyceae; Suessiales; Symbiodiniaceae
Source: the annotation of a GenBank genome assembly